Messenger RNA from Mixia osmundae IAM 14324, 813 nucleotides. RefSeq lists its product as uncharacterized. Lineage: Eukaryota; Fungi; Basidiomycota; Mixiomycetes; Mixiales; Mixiaceae. The record is from RefSeq and is a predicted model, not a curated record. The transcript has 2 exons. Bases 1 to 813 code for a protein of 270 amino acids.
AUGGAGCCGACCGAGGCAGCAGAGGGUCAGGACAUGGCCAAAUUGGAGCAGGUCAAGGCCUGGCGUGAGCGCGUUGAUGCUCAGUCGUCGCUAGAGGAACUACCUCUCACCGUCAAGUCAGACCAGGACGGGCUUCCGGGCGCAUUCGCUGGUCUGGCUUUACAACCCAUCGCAGAGGCAGGCACGCCUCGAGCACACACGCCAAUCAGCUUCUCCAAUCCGUUUGCAACGCCCAAACAAGCUGGAGCAGGCACUGCGAGGCUACGCAUCUUUGACGACGUUGCCGAAUCUACCUCGUCUGAGGAGGCUUCGCCGGCGACUCCCGGCGAGGGAGAGCUCGCGCCUGCGGCGGACAGCUCGUGGGAGGCUCCUCUCACGAUGCCCUUGGCAUCUGUGCCCAUGUUCGAGCCAGCUAUCGUGCCAGACCGACGCGGAUCAUUGCCAGCGGUCGUCUUCAGCUCAAAGGAUAUCAAUUCUGACGCCAUCCAUACCCGCUCACUAUCACACCGUGCCAGUCUGCUUUCGCUUGGCGCGAAGGGUCCCCGAAAGUCAAGGAGCCAAGUACUAGCGGACACGCGAAGAGACAGUCGUCAGCUGAGCGUUGACAGCAAUGUAUCAUUUGUGUCUUCGGCUAGCAGCAAGAGUACGGGCGCCAGUCAGAAAAUCAGAGCUCUGCUGCCGACAAAGGCUCAACGAAGUCAUGCUGUCAAGCGAUUCUUCUGCAUGGAAAUUGAUCCUUGCGUCUCGGCUGCGUGUCUUGCGCGGCAGAGCAACCUGCCUCUCGCUGGCGAUCCGGCAAGCACGCGCGCCUAG